AUGAGCGACGCUGAGAUGGAAAUAUUUGGGGUGGCUGCCCCUUACCUCCGCAAAUCAGAGCGGGAGAGAAUCGCAGCACAAAACAUGCCGUUUGAUGCCAAAACAGCAGUGUUCGUGCCCGACCCGAAGCAGGAGUAUGUGAAGGGGAGGAUCAGAAGCCAAGAUGGAUCCAGCGUCACAGUGGAGACUGAGGACUCAAAGAUUGUCACGGUGCACCUGGACGACAUCCGGCCCAUGAACCCUCCGAAGUUUGACAAGCUGGAGGACAUGGCUCUGCUCACACAUCUGCACGAACCUGCCGUGCUCUUCAACCUCAAGGAGCGCUACGCCAUCUGGAUGAUCUACACCUACUCUGGGCUCUUCUGUGUGACUGUGAAUCCCUAUAAGUGGCUUCCAGUCUACAACCCAGAGGUGGUGUCUGGGUACCGUGGGAAGAAACGUCAGGAGGCCCCCCCGCACAUCUUCUCCAUCUCUGACAGCGCUUACCAGUACAUGCUCAAAGAUCGUGAGAACCAGUCUAUCCUGAUCACUGGAGAAUCUGGUGCCGGGAAGACCGUCAACACCAAGAGAGUCAUCCAGUACUUUGCAACAAUUGCAUCGGUCGGAGACUCGAGCAAGAAAGAGCAACUUCCCGGAAAAAUGCAGGGGAAUCUGGAGGAUCAGAUCAUCCAGGCCAACCCUCUGCUCGAAGCUUUUGGGAAUGCCAAGACUGUGAGGAACGACAACUCCUCUCGCUUUGGAAAGUUCAUUCGCAUCCACUUUGGAACAAAGGGGAAGUUGGCCUCAGCUGAUAUUGAAACGUACCUUUUGGAGAAAUCCAGAGUGACAUUUCAGCUGCCGGCGGAGAGGAGCUACCACAUCUUCUAUCAGAUCAUGUCAAACAAGAAGCCUGAAUUAAUCGACAUGAUGCUGAUUACCACCAACCCGUACGACUACCCUUUCAUCAGCCAGGGGGAACUCACUGUGCUGAGCAUCAACGACACUGAGGAGCUGAUGGCCACUGAUAAAGCCAUCGACAUCCUGGGAUUCAACGCGGAGGAAAAGGUUGGCAUCUACAAGCUUACUGGCGCUGUGAUGCAUUAUGGGAACAUGAAGUUCAAGCAGAAGCAGCGAGAGGAGCAGGCGGAGCCCGACGGCACAGAGGUGGCUGACAAAGUGGCCUACCUGAUGGGCAUGAACUCUGCAGAUCUGCUGAAGGCGCUCUGCUAUCCUAGAGUGAAGGUGGGGAAUGAGUAUGUCACCAAAGGACAGACUCCUCAGCAGGUGAACAACGCCAGUGGGGCUCUGUCUAAGGCGGUGUAUGAGAAGCUGUUCCUGUGGAUGGUCACCAGGAUCAACCAGCAGCUGGACACCAAACUACCAAGACAGCAUUUUAUUGGCGUCCUGGACAUCGCAGGGUUCGAGAUUUUUGAGAUGAACAGCCUGGAGCAAAUGUGCAUCAACUUCACCAACGAGAAGCUGCAACAGUUUUUCAACCACCACAUGUUUGUGUUGGAGCAAGAGGAGUACAAAAAGGAAGGGAUUGUGUGGGAGUUCAUUGACUUUGGCAUGGACUUGGCGGCCUGCAUUGAGCUCAUUGAAAAGCCGAUGGGCAUUUUCUCUAUCCUCGAGGAGGAGUGCAUGUUUCCAAAGGCAACAGACGGCUCCUUCAAGAACAAGCUGUACGACCAGCACCUGGGGAAGAACAGCAUCUUCCAGAAGCCCAAGCCCUCCAAAGGAAAGGCUGAAGCCCACUUCUCCCUGGUGCAUUACGCCGGCACCGUGGACUACAACCUGAGCGGCUGGCUGGAGAAGAACAAAGACCCGCUCAACGACACCGUGGUGCAGCUUUACCAGAAAGCCUCCCUGAAGCUGCUCUCACAGCUCUUCGCAACAUACUCCACUGCUGACGCUGAUGGAAGUAAGAGAAGUGCCAAGAAAAAAGGAUCUUCUUUUCAGACGGUUUCAGCACUUUUCAGGGAAAACCUGAAUAAACUGAUGUCCAACCUGCGUUCCACACAGCCACACUUUGUGAGAUGCAUCAUCCCCAAUGAAACCAAGAUACCAGGCUCCAUGGAUCACCAGCUGGUCCUUCACCAGCUGCGCUGUAACGGCGUGUUGGAAGGGAUCAGGAUCUGCAGGAAGGGAUUCCCCAGCAGGAUCCUCUAUGGGGAUUUCAGGCAGAGAUACAGGAUUUUGAACGCCAGGGCGAUCCCGGAGGGGCAGUUUAUCGACAGCAAGAAGGCUUCAGAGAAACUUCUCUCCUCUAUCGAUGUGGACCAUGCCCAGUAUCGAUUUGGAUACACAAAGGUGUUUUUCAAAGCGGGCCUGCUGGGUCUCCUGGAGGAGAUGAGGGAUGAGCGUCUGGCUGUGCUGAUGACUCGAAUCCAGGCCGUUUCCAGAGGCUACGUCACCAGGCUGCGGCUGAAGGAGAUGUCAAAGAAAAGAGAGUCCGUUUACAUCAUCCAGUACAACAUCCGGUCCUUCAUGAAUGUGAAGAACUGGCCUUGGAUGAGACUCUUCUUCAAGAUAAAGCCUCUGUUACGAAGCGCAGAGGCCGAGAAGGAGAUGCAGAACAUGAAAGAGGCGUUCUCUCGACUCAAAGAGGAGUUUGCAAAGUCAGAUGCAAGGAGGAAGGAGCUGGAGGAGAAAAUGGUCAUGCUCUUCCAGGAGAAGAACGACCUUUACCUUCAAAUCCAAGCAGUACGGUUGGCUGGACCCCCGGCAGAAGAGUGGUCGGCGGGACCCCCAAUGGGAACGGUCAUGGAGUUGGCAGGACCUCCAGCGGAACCUCCAACGGCACGGACAUCCGUGCCGUUGGAGGUUCCGCUGGAGGUCCUGCCAACUCCAUGA
Messenger RNA from Notothenia coriiceps (black rockcod), 2832 nucleotides. RefSeq names its product myosin-8-like. The transcript is spliced from 21 exons. Bases 1 to 2832 code for a protein of 943 amino acids. Gene Ontology annotation, biological process: actin filament organization. Gene Ontology annotation, molecular function: actin filament binding; ATP binding; microfilament motor activity. NCBI's taxonomy places the organism in Eukaryota, Metazoa, Chordata, Actinopteri, Perciformes, Nototheniidae. Gene Ontology annotation, cellular component: membrane; cytoplasm; actin cytoskeleton. The record is from RefSeq and is a predicted model, not a curated record.